AUGAAUAUUGAGGAGCAAAACACCAGUUUCACCGCUCUCGACAACAAGAUCAAUGAUCUUGUGACUCGGCUCACUCAGUUCACCAAUGAUAUCAGGGCCACGUUGGCAGCACCAAAUGCUAGUCAAGUCACACCUCAAGCUGCCUCUAAGCCCGUAGAAGGGCCUGCGAGAAGGAAUGUUGCUGAGGAGGCAUUGGGUUCUACACCCGUAAUGGUCAAACUAGACCCCAUUUCGGAAGCCGUCACGGCCCGUUUGGAGGAAGAGCGUAACAAGAGGUUCACAAAGAUAGAAGAGAAACUCCGUGCGCUACGAGGAUAUGAAGAGCACAUGAUCGAGGAUCUGUCUCGAUAUACACAAAUGAGCUUUCCUGAGAAGUUCAAGAUUCUCGACUUUACUAAGUAUGAUGGGACCGGAGACCCAAAGAUCCACUUAAAGUACUAUUUGAAUCGAAUGGCGAGAUAUGCCCAGAAUGUCCCAUUAAUGAUUCAGACUCUUCAAGAGAGUUUGACGAGGCCUGCUUUGCAAUGGUAUGUCUUGUCGGAGCCCGAGAAGUUUGAGAAGUGGGAGGAGUUGGCCGAAGCGUUCGUCCUGCAAUACAAAUACAACAUUGAGAUAGCUCUAACACGUGAAGUAUUGACUCGAACUGAAAAGAAAAGAAGUGAGUCCUUCAGAGCUUUUGCUCAAAGAUGGCAUACUCUCGCCGAUCAAGUUCGUCUUCCACUCGAUGAAAAGGAGCUAUUGGAUCUCUUUCUCAAGGCCUUACCUAAUAAUUUCUAUUUGAAGUUGGUGGGUUCUGGAUGCCUAACCUUCUCUCAGUUGGUAGAUGUCGGAGAAAGGGUAGAGGGAGCCAUGCGUGAUGGUAGAUUGAACGAAGGGACUAGUCGGAAGAUACCGAAUAGAAAAGAAAAGGAUGUGGAGAUCACAUAUAUACAAGCGCCGCUUGUGACAAGGCCCCCUGCCUCAUCCUCUCAAGUCCCGUCUGUGUUCUGA
Molecule: messenger RNA, 990 nt
Organism: Syzygium oleosum
Lineage: Eukaryota; Viridiplantae; Streptophyta; Magnoliopsida; Myrtales; Myrtaceae
Exons: 1
Coding region: 1-990 (329 amino acids)
Source: RefSeq, a predicted model, not a curated record